AUGGCGAACCAGGCGAAAGGCUCCAGAUGGGGCUCGUUCCUGUCUUCAGCCGUAGCGGGUGUCGAGGCCCGGCUGGAUACCAUCCUGGCGGAGGGGGAUGAGUCUGGGAAGCCGCAAGCGAAGCCCUCGACACCUUCAAAUGGUGCGCAAGCCCAGAACAAGCCUUCCGCUCCGUCUAGAUCUGCCUCGACGAACCGCGCAAACGAUCGAUUGCAAGAGAGGCUGGCCCGCGCUGUUGCUGCUAAGAAUGCUGCCGCCGGCCAGAGGACAGAGGCGUCGUCAGCACGAACGUCGACCGCCCCUAGCCCCCGGCAGAGUGUCGAUGCUGCGAGCCGUGGCUCGACCGACAGCACAGAUCGCCCUAAGGAGACCGAACUGGAGACGACAUCCGUGCGGGGCUCUCAAGAUGGCGUCGCGCGUCCUUCCAUGGACAGUGUUCCGGGGGAGAAAGGCGAGACCACAGAGGGUGCAGAGACGGCGACUGUGACGGAACCUCCAGCUCCUGAGAACGAGGAGAAGGUGACCGCGAGCGCAACUCGACAAGAACACGAACCACCCCCGAAGGUGGCUUCUCCUCCUCCUCAGGUUCUCAUCACACCCACAAUUGAUGAAUCUGAACCUAAAAAUUCCGAUAAGGCCCUCAACGACAUGCAGGAGGCCAGGAUCAAGCAGCUCGAGAACGAGUUGGCCGAAGCGCAACGGCAACACCAGGAGGAGGUGCAUGACUAUGUCGAGAAGCUCGACGCUGUUCAGGCUAAGCUGCAAUACCUCUCUCGGGAAACGACGGAUGCCGCUAGAAAGGCGGUUCAAAGCGCCCCAGGCGGGAGCGCCGAGAAGAAACUCGCCGAGAAGGACCUGCAAAUUGCACAGCUCAUGGAGGAGGGAAAGAAACUCGGUGUCACUGAGCAAAAACACCGGACUAUCAUGAAAAAGUUCCGCACGACUAUCACAGAGCACGAGAAGGAGAUCAACGACCUAAAGACGUCACGAACUAAGGUCCAGGCAGAGCUGGACGGUGCAAAGCGACGGCUGAAACGCGUCGAUGAGCUCGAAAAGACCGUUGCGGAGUCAGACAAGAAGUCUGCGCAACUACGCAAAGAGAUAGACAGCCUACGGUCAGAGAAUGCUGCAAAGGACAGGACCAUUGCGGACUUGAAGAAGCAGCUCAACCAGGCCAAGGAGCAUGCCAACAACCUCACCGCCAAGGUGAACGAAGAGGCUCUAGAGAAAGAGAGAAAGCGUGUCAGGGAACUCGAGGAGCAACUGUCCGACCUGCAAGUCGAGAAGAACCUUGCGGCGGAUAGGGCCAAAGCCCAAGCCAGCGACCUUAAGGAGAAGGCUGAGCGCGCCGCAGAGCGUGCCCGACUCAUCGAGGUCGAGAUGAAGGCCGAGGUUCAAGUGAUGGAGAGCAAGCUCGAGUCAAUGCGCGUUCGCGCGGAAGAAGCGUCUUCAGGGGCCAUUGGCGACUCACAAGCCAAGCUGCUACGACAGGUCGAGACUCUGCAGUCUCAGUAUGCCAUCGCGAGUGAGAAUUGGCAAGGCAUCGAGGCUACGCUGCUUGCGAGGAUAUCCAACCUUGAGAGGGAGAGGGAUGAGGCGCAAGAAAGGGAGUCCGAGAUGCGGAAGAAGGCCCGUACUGCUAAUCUGGCUGUCAAGCGCACUGAAGCGGAACUUGAGGAGGCUAGGGCUCAACUCCCUUCAGCCCAGGAUAAUGUCAAAUCAUACGAGUCGCAGAUAGAAGCGCUCAAGAAACGUGUCGAAGAGGCGGAAGCCGCCCUGCGAGAGGCCAGGGAAGACUUUGAGAAACAGAAAUCUUCGUGGAAAGAAGACAAAGACGAUAGGGAUCGGGGCGAAUGGCUAGAAGGCCUUCCAAACCCACCAUUCAAGAACAACAGCCGACCAGACUCGCCCUCGCUGCUCCAGCCAUCCAGGACAUGGAGCUCGGAUUUCCUGGGCCUCCAGCCGAACAAGCUUCGCAAGACAUCUACCCCAAGCAACGACGACCCGGCGGAGAGGUACCUCGCCCGCCGGCCGUCGGCGCAGCCGUCCACGAGGCCAUCCCUCCAGUCCGGCGGCUUCGCAGGGCUGCCGCACUCGCCGGGCCUGUUCAGCCCGAGCAUCGAGGCGCUGCCGACGCCGUCCGCCACCCACCCGCUCGAGCAGGACGACAUGUCGGAGCGCGAGACGACCGCCUCCCCGCAGCAGAUGGUGCAGGACAUGGUGUCGGUCUCGACCGUCGCGGCGGGCCCUUCGGUGCAGCUGGUCGAGCGCAUGAGCGCGGCGAUCCGGCGCCUCGAGAGCGAGAAGGUGGCGGCGCGCGAGGAGCUGGCGCGCAUCUCGAACCAGCGGGACGAGGCCCGCGCCGAGGUCCUGAGCCUCAUGAAGGAGGCGGACGCGGGCAAGGCGGCGCUCGACAGGGUCGGCGCGCUCGAGGCCGAGGUGGCCGAGGUCAAGGAGCGGUACGAGACGACGCUCGAGCUCCUGGGCGAGAAGAGCGAGCUCGUCGAGGAGCUCAGGGCCGACGUGCAGGAUGUCAAGGCCAUGUAUAGGGAUCUUGUGGAGAGCGCUGUUCGAUGA
Molecule: messenger RNA, 2577 nt
Organism: Thyridium curvatum
Lineage: Eukaryota; Fungi; Ascomycota; Sordariomycetes; Thyridiales; Thyridiaceae
Exons: 3
Coding region: 1-2577 (858 amino acids)
Cellular component (GO): Golgi apparatus; endoplasmic reticulum
Source: RefSeq, a predicted model, not a curated record